UUUCAACAUAAUAAAAUGGCUGAAAAUUGAUUUUUCUACGCGGACGUGAGAUCCGUGAAGUUUUUGGCGUUUAUUCGCGAAUAAAUAACAUUAAAUGUCAAUAAACAGUAGUAUUUUGAAACAACGAGAAUUAUAUUGAUAUAGAUUGUGAUUUAUUUUAAAAAUAGUUACUACAGUUGAAUUGUAUAGCGAGAAGAAUCUGUACAUUAUAUUAGCUGGCGCAAAGACGUCUGUUAAAUUUCUAAUGUUUUUCGAAAUAAGAAUUCGCGCCUAAAUGAGUGCUAAAGGGCAGCACAAUUGCGUUUUGUGUGACUCGAAAUUAGAAUCCAAGGAAGCCUUGCAGGCACAUUUUAGGAAGCAUGCUAAUAAGGAAAUUGAUACUCGUGGCAGACCUGUGAAGACAAGCAAAAAUGCUGAUACCCAGUGUGAUAUGUGUGGAGAAGCAUUUGAUUCAAUUACUGCAACAAUAAGACAUAGAUUUAAGGUCCAUCCUAAUUCGCCAACAAAAUUUUAUUGCCAUUACUGUGGAAUGCAAUUUCCUCUAAAAACACACAGGGAUAAUCAUCAAGUGUCGCAUGAUUCAUCUGAAAGUGAGAGGAAAGAACAACAUAAAAAAUGUGAAGACUGUGAUGUAUUAUUUUAUAACGAGAAAGCUUUAGAUUAUCACUAUCGUUCUAUACAUAAGAGGAUGGUACAUCUAUUUCAACCAAUUGCAACACCUCCUCCUAGCAAUAAGAUCAAAGUGAAUUCAAUGAAUGAUGCUCUUAGUGUAUAUUAUUGCCAUUUAUGUGGUGCUGAGUAUAUUAUAAAAUUCAAUUUACAGCAGCAUUUAGAACGAGCUCAUAGUCAAGAAGAAAGAGAAGCUGUUCCUGAAGAUUUAAUAAAAUGUACGGUUUGUGCUGCUUUAUUUUGCAGUAAAAAGGCAUAUGAAGUGCAUAAUAGUUAUCAUCAACCAAAUGAUUUAUACGUGACAUCAGAGGAACAGAGGCUGCAAACUGUAACUAAAGUAGAUCAAGAUUUUGAUAUUAGACGAGUUGAGGGAGUCGCUGAUAAGUAUGUUCCAAAAACUAAUACACCUAAAAGGCCUGCUAAAAGUUGGAUAAAGCCUAGAAAAACACUGAAAAUAGAACCGAAAGAAGAAAUAGUUUCUUCUACAGAUGAAGAUGCUACUAAUGAAUCCAGUGAUUCUGAAAGUGAUCUUCCAUUGAAACAAAGAAUCGACAGCUAACGGAGGUCUUUCAUUAUGUAUAAAAUAUUUCUAAUAUGUUUCUAACUUCUUAAAUAUCAAAACUGUGUCAAAACGUUAUCGCAAAAUUAUCUUGCAAAUUUUACACCACGCUCUACGGUACACUAGUAUUUUCGUAUUAAUGUGUACGCAUAUCUUCGUUUACAUAUUUAAUUUACCUUCUGAAAAAUUUUUUCUGUCUGUGGUAUUAUUUAGUCAUUAUUGUAAAUAUAUUAUCUGCACUUAUAUAGAAUGCCUUUAUACUGUUGUGCAAAAAAUAGAUUUGUACCUUUAUAAAUGUUUGUGUAUAAUAAAUUAAUCUUUCUACUUA
Messenger RNA from Osmia bicornis bicornis, 1556 nucleotides. Its product is annotated as zinc finger imprinted 3-like. Lineage: Eukaryota; Metazoa; Arthropoda; Insecta; Hymenoptera; Megachilidae. Gene Ontology annotation, biological process: regulation of transcription by RNA polymerase II. Gene Ontology annotation, cellular component: nucleus. The record is from RefSeq and is a predicted model, not a curated record. The transcript is spliced from 6 exons. The coding region runs from base 275 to 1228 and encodes 317 amino acids. Gene Ontology annotation, molecular function: DNA-binding transcription factor activity, RNA polymerase II-specific; RNA polymerase II transcription regulatory region sequence-specific DNA binding.